GCCGGCCUCCUGGCAGGCAGUGUGAGCCUGCCCACCUCCUUUUUUCCUCCGUCUGUAUCUCUGCAUGGUAGUGUUUAGAGCUCAGCAUCUUUAUGGGAUCCGCUAGGUGAGAGCUGCAGCUUGGCCUGUACCUUUCGCUGUUGCAGGGGGGGGAGUUUGCAUCUUUACUGCCUUUAAGAUAUUUGCUUGCCACUCACCGAACAGAGGGGUCUACAGUGUAUGCAGCUGGGCUGUAGAAUUUGCUGCAUUUUGUUCACAGCCUCCCUUGGAGAUUGAGGAAUGAUAUUCUGCCACCAUGAUGGAAGGAUUGAAAAAGCGGACAAGGAAAGCAUUUGGUAUACGGAAGAAAGAAAAGGAUACUGAUUCCACGGGAUCACCUGACCGAGACAGCAGUCAGAAGAAAGCAAAUGGCGCCCCAAAUGGAUUUUAUGCAGAGAUUGACUGGGAGAGAUAUAAUUCUCCUGAGGUUGACGAAGAGGGCUACAGCUUCAGACCUGAUGCUGAACCUGGCUCUACCAAAGGAAAGCACUUCUAUUCAUCAAGUGAAUCAGAAGAAGAACAAGAGUCGUGCAAGAAGUUCAAUAUUAGGAUUAAGCCUCUGCAGGCUAAAGAUAGCUUGAAAAGUGCUGCAACUGUGGAUGAGCUAAAGGCUUCAAUAGGAAACAUUGCCCUAUCUCCUUCUCCAGUGAGGAAAAGUCCGAGGCGUAGCCCGGGUACUCUAAAGAGAAAAGUAUCCCGUGAAGAGAUUGCAAGGCCAAGGCGCUCUACACCAACAGCUGACCUUGUGAGCAAGAAGGAGCCUGCUGAAUUGUUUGGUCCUCCACUAGAAUCUGCAUUUGAAGGGCCAAAUAUUGAUGAGCAAUCAGAAAUUUGGGGACCAGUGCAAACACCCAGCACGAAUGAAGAAUUGCCAACGCUUUCAAGGCCGUAUCCGUCUGGAACACCCCCACCCAUUCCACCAAAAAAUAUACCAGCAACACCACCGAGAACAUCUUCCCCACUGCCAGUUGGAGCAGUUGCAGUGUGUCAUAUGACAGAACCAGAAGUUUCUGAAGACCAUCUCCCCUCAAUAAGUGACCUGGACAACAUUUUUGGCCCUGUACUGUCACCAAAGUCUGUCAUUGUUAACUCUGAAGAUAAGUGGGUCAGCUUUGUCGAUCCUUCCCCAGAACAGAUUUCUCCAGUGGUUUCACCUGAAAGAACCGCAGAUUCUCCAGUUUUGGAAGCAGAAAGUCCUUGUGAAGCACCCCCCAGUGAGACAUCUCGUAAUAUUCCAUCUCCCCUCAAUUUGGAGGAAGUACAGAAGAAAAUAAUGGAACAAGAAUUUAUUAAAGAUGAUUUACCAGAAACUGUUGCAUCACCUAAAGAUUUUGGCCUGGGACAAAGGGCAACUCCACCUCCACCACCACCACCCACAUACCGAGCUGUUGUGUCUUCACCUGGACCCAGCCCUAGUUCUGGCUGUACAAGUGGUACAUCAUCUCCAGCUCGUCCUGCAACCCCUCUUGCUAUCUGUAGUACAACUCCUCCACCACCACCUCCUCGUCCACCCUCUCGGCCAAAGCCACCACCCGCAAAGCCUGGAGUUACUGAUGUGUCAAGACCCUUCAGCCCUCCCAUCCACUCAUCCAGUCCUCCACCUACAGCUCCUCUUGCCCGCGCUGAAAGCACCUCUUCCAUUUCUUCAGCAACCUCUCUGAGUGCAGCCACGACACCGACAGUUGAAGGGGAUUCAUUUGUUGACAAACGACCCUCGUGUGACAGACAUGAGCCACCCACAGAGAAUGAACAGCCUUCCCUCAUUUGGUUUGACAGAGGAAAGUUUUAUUUGACUUUUGAAGGCUCUUCCAGAGGUCCUAGCCCUUUAACUAUGGGUGCUCAAGAUACUCUACCCGUAGCUGCUGCAUUCACGGAAACAGUAAAUGCCUACUUCAAAGGGGCAGAUUCCAAUAAGUGCAUUGUAAAGAUCACCGGGGAAAUGGUAUUAUCUUUCCCAGCUGGAAUCACCAGGCACUUUUCAAACAACCCAGCACCAGCUGCUCUUACAUUUCGUAUAACUAAUUAUAAUCGGUUAGAACAUGUUCUGCCAAACCCUCAACUUCUCUGCUGUGAUAAUGCACAGUCUGUCCCCAACAUGAAGGAGUUCUGGGUCAACAUGCCAAAUCUGAUGACUCAUCUAAAGAAAGUAUCAGAACAGAAGCCACAGGCAACAUAUUACAAUGUAGACAUGCUCAAAUAUCAGGUAUCUGCACAAGGACUUCAGUCUACUCCUCUGAACCUUGCAGUAAGCUGGAGGUGUGAGCCUUCCAGUACAGACCUCCGAUUAGACUACAAGUACAAUCCAGAUGCAAUGACAACACCUGUAGCUUUAAACAAUGUCCAGUUUAUUGUUAAUAUUGAUGGAAGUGUAACAAAACUCCAGGCUGUUCUUCCUCCAGCUGUCUGGAGUGCUGAACAACAGAGGAUAUUGUGGAAAAUACCAGAUAUUUCCCAAAAAUCGGAAAAUGGAGGUGUCGGCUCUUUGCUGGCAAGGUUCCAGCUAUCAGAGGGGCCAAAUAAACCAGCACCUCUUGCAGUACAGUUCACCAGUGAAGGAACCACCCUGUCUGGCUGUGAUAUUGAGCUUGUUGGAGGGGGAUACAGAUUUUCCCUUGUUAAAAAGAGGUUUGCAGCAGGAAAAUACCUGGCGGAUGUCUAAUGGCAGUGUAUGCAUAUGGAACAGUCUAAAUGGAGUGUUCCUAAAACAGGUUUUAAUUAUAAGCUAAUGGACAAGAACAAUGUUUGUUUGUGGAAACUUUCUGAUGAAAGCUGCUACAGCUGAUGAACAAGCAAGCAUCUUCCUCGGAAUCCUUCAUGUUGACCAGUCCUGCAGUAUUUACUUCUAGAUGUCACAUUGUUAAUGGUUUUAAAAAUGUAAUUAUUGUAUUUGUAAAUUGUACUUAUUCCAGUAAGCCUGUAUUUUGGCAGUUAGACUCUUUCUUGUUUCAACAUCUUACUAUUGGUAAAUAGAUGGAAUUUAAACUGUUAAAAAAUAUAGUAUUGCUGAACGGCACACUGCUUACGGAAACAGAUGUGUGUGUAUAUUUAUAUAUAUAUCUUGUGUAGUGAUGGACAGCACUCUGUUCUUCCUGGGUGCACGGUAAGGAAAUUGCGUAUAUACAAAAAAGACAAGCAACACCAGGGUUUUUUAGUCGAUGAAAAAGUUAUUGCAUGCGUAACCUACGCGACGUUUUGGUCCCCUUUCUCAAGGUCUCAAUAAGGACCGAAACGUCACGUCGGUUACACAUGCAAUAACAUAUUAAUAGCUGUUGUAGGGGGUGCCUCAUUUAAACAUUGUGUCCCAAAUUAUUUGGCUAUGCACAUGACAAUGAAAGGAGUCUGACUUCUUCAAACAUGCAGAUAGAUUCAACAUGACAUUUGCAUGCUGUAAGAGGUUGUGAAAAAUAAGGCUAGUGAAGUAGUCUAAUAAAAAUUCAGCUUUUUUUACCCCAAUGGAACCCAUAAUAAUUUUGCCACAUAUUAAGCAGUAAACAAAACAGAAAAUGAUGACUAGCUGUUAAUUAACCGGUCAAGAAAAUGUGAAUAAAAUGUAAUGUAUCCCUAACUGGAAGCCAGUUAAGGAUACAUUUGAAGAUAAUGGAGCUCAUUUUUAAACACUGGGCAAAAUUGCACCUGGGCAGUAACCCAUAGCAACCAAUCAGUGACCAGCUGCAGGUUGAACAGUAAAAGCAAACAUCUGGUUGCCAUGGGUUACUGCCUAGGUACAAAUUUGCCCAGUGUUUAUAAAUGACCCAAUGACUUUGUUCACCAAGAUGCAUCUGAAAUACCAGCUUAGUUAAUUAGGGUGAGAUUUUGGGUGAAAACAUUUUUGAUCUGCUAGAUAUUUUGGAACUUUGGCUGGAUGACUGAUACAUAUAUGUUUUCCUGUAUGUAUUUUUCUUUCCUGACAAAGUUGAUCCUCCAAAAAUGGGCUUGAACUGAACUGAAGUUCAACAACCACUGCUGUAGAAAACAGUCACUUUUUUUACUGUUGAAAGUAUUACUUGUUUUUAUUUCUCUGACCUUUAAACCACACUGCAACUUCUGAUCAAAUACAUGUCUGUUUGUUUGAUUAAUAACUGCAUUGUAUAACUUUAUUUAAAACAGAGGGGAUAAAGCAGAAAACACAUUUCCGAAUAGACUGUUUGGGCAACCAAUAGUUUUAUCACUAACCAUAAUGAAAUAAAGAUUGUAAAAAUCCUGCAA
Molecule: messenger RNA, 4245 nt
Organism: Xenopus laevis (African clawed frog)
Lineage: Eukaryota; Metazoa; Chordata; Amphibia; Anura; Pipidae
Gene: sgip1.S
Product: SH3GL interacting endocytic adaptor 1 S homeolog
Exons: 25
Coding region: 296-2698 (800 amino acids)
Biological process (GO): clathrin coat assembly; synaptic vesicle endocytosis; intracellular protein transport
Cellular component (GO): cytoplasm; clathrin-coated vesicle; plasma membrane
Source: RefSeq, a predicted model, not a curated record